This is a messenger RNA of Cryptomeria japonica (Japanese cedar), 2595 nucleotides long. Its product is annotated as receptor-like protein EIX2. Bases 1 to 2595 code for a protein of 864 amino acids. The transcript has a single exon. Gene Ontology annotation, molecular function: protein binding. NCBI's taxonomy places the organism in Eukaryota, Viridiplantae, Streptophyta, Pinopsida, Cupressales, Cupressaceae. The record is from RefSeq and is a predicted model, not a curated record.
AUGGAAGCUACGUUUUCAUCUGGCAGAGUUGCAUUUGCAAUCAUAACAAUAUUAUGCUGCUUCACUUCCCCUGCAAUUGCAUGCCCCUUCCCUGAAAGAAAUCUUCUCCUGGAUUUCAAGGCAGCCGUUGUAGAUGAGUAUAACACUCUAACUUCCUGGCAAGGAUUCAAUUGCUGCACGUGGAGGGGAGUCGGUUGCAAUCUCCGCACAGGCCAUGUUUCUGGACUGUAUUUGAGUGGAUACAAAUUGAAGGGUAACAACACUUCAUCGCUGUUCCAACUCGCACAGUUGGAGCACCUCGAUCUCAGUGACAACCUCUUCAAGGGUAAAUUUAGUCCUCCCCAUAAUCGGAAGUUGAAGAGUCUCACUUUUCUUGACUUGUCAUUUGCUGGAUAUGUAAAUGAAACCUCUCUGGGUUCUGUAAGGGAAUUUUAUGUGAGUUUGGAAAGCGUAUCAAAUCUGGUGAGCUUGGAAUACCUCUCUCUUGCUGCAGUGAACAUCUCUGCAAGCAAAGAGUGGGGUGAAGCUGUUGGCAGUCUAUCCAACCUUCAAAAACUCCACAUGUCUGACUGUGGGCUUGGAGGACCAAUUCCCAAUUCCCUUCUCAACCUCACCUCUCUCCUUCACCUCGAUCUCUCAGAGAACUAUUUGUCAGCACAAAUACCAGCUUGGUUUGAAAAUAUGACUGCCCACUUGCUCUCACUUGAUCUCUCUUGGAAUAAUAAUCUUGGAGGAGACAUUUCUUUCAUUCGACAACGAAAGUCUUCUUUGUCACUAACCAACAUUGAUCUUUCAGGGACAGCCAUGGAGGGCCGAAUUCCAUCUGCUGUAGGAAAUAUCUCAUGCUUGGAGUAUCUUCGUCUGAGAGAAAGUAGAAUUGAAGGUGAGAUUCCAGCUGCUACAGGGAAUUUGUUGUUCUUGCAAAUUCUUGAUCUGUCAGAUACCAGAAUUGAAGGUGAGAUUCCAUCUGCUACAGGGAAUUUGUCAUUCUUGCAAAUUCUUGAUCUGUCAGAUACCAGAAUUGAAGGUGAGAUUCCAGCUGCUAUAGGGAGUGUGUCGUCCUUGAAGAGUCUUGACCUGUCUAAUACCAGAAUUGAAGGUGAGAUUCCAGCUGCUAUAGGGAAUGUGUCGUCCUUGAAGAGUCUUCGUCUAUUUAGUACCUCUAUUGAAGGUGAGAUUCCUCUCUCCAUAGUCAAUCUCUCUAAACUUGUUUCUUUGGAGCUGUCCUACAACAAGUUAACUGGGGUAAUCCCACCUUCAUUGGACUCACUUUCUUCCCUUGUUAGUCUUCACCUUUAUGCCAACGAAUUGAAUGGUACGAUUCCAUCUACAAUUUCAAAUCUUGUUAACUUAAGAAGCCUUUGGCUCGACUCCAAUAGUUUAAGCGGCCUCAUUUCCCUUUCCGUAUUCGAUAAUCUCACUAGACUUAAUGACCUGUAUCUUUCUUACAAUCACUUAACUGUAAACAUUGACUCAACAUGGAUUCCGCAGUUUAAGCUUUCCUAUUUGGGACUAGGCUCUUGCAAUUUAGAUAGAAUUCCAUCGUUUCUUGUGACCCAAUACGACUUGGAAUAUCUAAACCUAUCUGCUAAUAGUAUCCCAACAAAUAUUCCAUCUUGGAUAUGGAACUUACCCAGCCUUUAUAGUUUGAACCUUAGCUGUAAUCAAUUAACAGGGUCAUUGCCAUCUAGACUAACCUUACCCAAGUAUUCUAAUUAUGUAGAUCUGCACAAUAACAGCUUACAAGGUGCUCUUCCACUUCCUCCUGCUGGUGCUUAUCUGCUGGAUCUGUCGAUGAAUCAGUUUAAUGGUUCCAUUCCUACUGAUAUUGGUGCAUAUCUUCAAAAUACAGAAUUCUUAUCCUUGUCGAGGAAUAAUCUCAGUGAAGCGAUUCCAGAUUCUAUUUGCACUUCAGAUUUGCAGGUUCUCGACCUUUCAAAUAAUACUCUGAGCAGUGUCAUUCCUCCUCAUUUAACCAGGAAUUGUUCUUUUCUUAGUGUUCUAGAUUUGGCGGAAAAUCAUCUGGAAGGUAAAAUGCCAGUAGAAUGGGGCAACAUUUCAAAGAUUCAUACAUUGAAGCUCAAUGGUAAUCAUUUGAGAGGAGUUAUUCCCUCGCCCAUUUCAAAAGGCCGAUCUCUGCAAGUAUUGGAUUUGGGAAAUAAUGAUUUGGAAGGAACCGUUCCCCACUGGAUUGGAAAGCUAUCACAACUGCGUGUGUUGGUCUUAAGGUCUAAUCAUUUUCAUGGCAGUAUCCCACGCCAGGUAAUUGGCCUUCCGAAUCUUCAAAUUCUGGAUCUUUCUGGCAACCACCUUUCAGGAGCUUUUCCAAGCAACCUUACAAACCUGCUUGCAAUGGUCAACGCAUCGCAGAAUAAUUCAAACCAUCUCGAAGGAUACAGUUCAACUGGUGCUACGUACGCAAAUCAGAUUACAAUUUCCUGGAAAGGUUGCGAUGUUGAGUUUGUUAAAGUUCUUUUCAUUCUUAAAUGUAUUGAUCUUUCAAACAACAACUUAUCUGGGAGCAUUCCUCCCGAAAUGGGCUCUCUUCAAGGCUUGAUAGCCCUUAACCUUUCAAGGAAUCAUCUCAGUGGCUGA